Botrytis porri is the source of this 633-nucleotide messenger RNA. RefSeq lists its product as uncharacterized. The transcript has a single exon. NCBI's taxonomy places the organism in Eukaryota, Fungi, Ascomycota, Leotiomycetes, Helotiales, Sclerotiniaceae. The record is from RefSeq and is a predicted model, not a curated record. Bases 1 to 633 code for a protein of 210 amino acids.
AUGGCACCAUUAGCCUUUCCCAUUUUAUCUUCCCGUUCGUCUCCAAACAAAGUCGCAAAUUCCACAUCCCAAACUAUAGAACUUUUCACUCAAUCUUCUUCCGCAUUCUCUACCUACACUCCUUCUCCUACUCAAUUUCCCACUCCCUCAACACUGCCUCUAGAAUCUUCAAUCCCGACUGCGCUCCCCGAUCUGAUUCGUGAACAAUUCUCCACUAUCAUAGUUGAUGCCCCCACCACUACUUACACAUCCUAUAUCGAACUCAACGAUAAUGCUUUUACUUAUGAAUCUGCUUCCCUCCCUUAUUCGACUCCGAUUGGUGAUUCAUACGCAGUGGAGACGCAGGCACCUCAACCCAACAAUAGCGGUAGAGAUAUCGGAAUAGUCAUUGGCUGUAUCAUUGGGGUAUUGAUAUUAGGACUGAUGGGUUGGGUGUACGCGAUGAAGGCGAAACGCAGUCGAAGGAAGAGGGGAAAAGGGAAAGGAAAGGAGAAGGAGAUUGUGAAGGAAACGGUGAAGGUCAAGGUAAAGGUGAAAAAGAGGAAGCACAGGAAGCAUAAGAAGCAUAGAAAAACGGAAGCGGAAACAGCAGGGGGUUCCGGGGGUGUAGCACCGGCUGCUGGAGGUGCUUAG